AUGUCCCAUCGUGCGACGGCCGACAGCUACCUCAUCUGGCUGGGCGACAUGAACUUCCGACUCUGCGCUGGGCGCGCCGCACCUGGCAACGCCUUCUCAGAGCUGAGCGAGCCCACGCUCACCUUCAAGCCCACCUACAAGCUGGUGCCGGGCCGGCGCGGCCUGUACGCCACCAGCCGCCGGCCGGCCUGGACCGACCGCAUCCUGUACAAGGUCAACGCGGACGUGUACGAGGAGACACGCCUGACGAUGGAGCCACUCAGCUACCAGAGCCACCCCGAGUACACGGUGUCCGACCACCAGCCGGUCUCCGCCGAGUUCCGCGUCAAGGUGUUCUCUGGCCGGCCGCUGCCUUGCGUGGAGUUCCUGCCCAUCUCUAUGUGGCUGGUGGGCUCCGACUGCGUGGCCAAGUACCGGUGCGACCGCGCCCUGGAGAUCUCCGCCUGGGACUGGAUCGCCCUCUUCAGGGCGAACUUUGCCAGCCUGGACGAGUACAUAUCCUACAUAUGGGCGCCGCGCACCACGUCGUCCCCCAAUUCGGACCACUACGUGGCCGUCUUUCCGGAGGACAGUGUCACCGUGCCAGGCAGUUACGUGCUGGUGUACUUCGGUCGGAACGGCCGCGGCGUGUACGGCAUCAGCGAGCCGUUCGCAGUUCAGUACAGUCACACCGCGCGGCUGGCGGCGCUGGCCAUCG
Messenger RNA from Pollicipes pollicipes, 697 nucleotides. Its product is annotated as phosphatidylinositol 4,5-bisphosphate 5-phosphatase A. NCBI's taxonomy places the organism in Eukaryota, Metazoa, Arthropoda, Thecostraca, Pollicipedomorpha, Pollicipedidae. Gene Ontology annotation, cellular component: plasma membrane; ruffle; cytoplasm. The annotation marks the transcript as partial. Gene Ontology annotation, molecular function: phosphatidylinositol-4,5-bisphosphate 5-phosphatase activity. Gene Ontology annotation, biological process: phosphatidylinositol dephosphorylation. The record is from RefSeq and is a predicted model, not a curated record. The transcript is spliced from 6 exons.